Molecule: messenger RNA, 1221 nt
Organism: Penicillium malachiteum
Lineage: Eukaryota; Fungi; Ascomycota; Eurotiomycetes; Eurotiales; Aspergillaceae
Product: Nucleotide-binding alpha-beta plait
Exons: 4
Coding region: 1-1221 (406 amino acids)
Cellular component (GO): nucleus; ribonucleoprotein complex; cytoplasm
Molecular function (GO): mRNA binding
Source: RefSeq, a predicted model, not a curated record
AUGCCUAUUUCUGGUCGGGAGAAGGGACGCAGUCCGAGAUCUCGUAGGACAGAUGAUGAAUUCGUCGUGUUUCUCCAGGGGAUUCCAGCACACUGCCGCUGGCAAGAACUGAAAGAUCUAGUCCGCCAAACCGCACUUCACAUCCGACAAGCCGUUGUAUACGAUGAUAACCACGGGUUUCCUACCGGACUAGGUCAAAUUAUCGUGAAGAACGAAGAUGAAGCAUGGAGAACUUAUCACCGGUUAUCAACCAACGGAUGGGAAGGUCAAAGUCUGGUCGUUACUCUAGCACGUACCAGUGCACCCACGAAACCCAUUGCUGGACCUACUCGAAGUCCACCAGCCAUGAUCCAGGGCUACGUGUCUGGUCAUUCGACUCCUUCUCGAUCACACGGUAACAUGACUUUACCGCCAUCACCCAUCUCACCCGAAUCAGUCCAUUCCCCAAGUCCAACAUACCCAUACCCCGAUUUCGGACAAAUGAUGGGCCCAAUUCCAAUGCCACAACCAUUCAUGCCCAUGUUGCCGGAUCCAAUGUCCCAACCAAUGCCAUGCUUCCCACCCUCCCCUAUGAUGCACUGCUCAAUGUUCGAUUCUCCAGGCUGGAACAUGAUGCCUAUGUACCCCGUCUCUCCCAUCCAAUCUUUACCAGAUUGUAACAAAGACGGGUAUCCAAGUCCUCAUCCACGAAAACCAUGGAGCAACCAAGACGAAGUUUUUACAGGAAUGGGCGAUCUAGCUGAACGCGCAGUGUAUAUCAAGAGCCUGAGCGCAUCGACCACGACCGCAGACCUAACCCGCCUUCUGUCGGGUGCCGGAACAGUCGAGCAGUGCAAUGUGACCGUGACAGCAGAUGCAAAUGAGAACGAAGCGCAGACGCACGGUUCAGCGAUUAUGCGCAAUGCGGAUGAGGCGCGACGAGCCGUGACGAUGCUGAACAAUAUGACAUUUAUGGGGAUGCAGAUCCGCGUGAAGACGGAUACCCGACCGAUUGUUGCGCGUAGUGGAAGUUGGGAUGGGGCGACCGUUGUCGAGGAUGAUCUUGUGCAAGGUCUUUCUGAGUUCGGUUUACAGGAAAAGGUGAACGCAGUCAUCAAUUGUGGUCACCCUGCACCGGAUGCUCUGCCUAGGAGGGGUGCUGAUCGAAAGCCUCUUGUAGUUGAUGGAUCGGGACAGCGGAGGCAGUCAUUAGAGAUGUUGUCAACUUCGGCGCCUACCUAA